Saccostrea cuccullata (small rock oyster) is the source of this 2265-nucleotide messenger RNA. RefSeq names its product ATP-binding cassette sub-family G member 8-like. Gene Ontology annotation, cellular component: signaling receptor complex; plasma membrane. The coding region runs from base 16 to 2004 and encodes 662 amino acids. Gene Ontology annotation, biological process: cholesterol efflux; cholesterol homeostasis; transmembrane transport. The record is from RefSeq and is a predicted model, not a curated record. The transcript has 10 exons. Gene Ontology annotation, molecular function: ATP binding; ABC-type transporter activity; cholesterol transfer activity. Lineage: Eukaryota; Metazoa; Mollusca; Bivalvia; Ostreida; Ostreidae.
GGUACAGAUAUCAGAAUGAGGUCGCAAUCUCGGGCAUACCCUUCUGUUUAUUAUCGUCCUAACGAAGCUAUGGAUAUGACGCAGAACUCCCGAGGGGAGCAUCAACUCGGCAGCCCGCAUGCACACGCCAUAGACUUCGGCUUCAACGAGCGCCUUUCCGUAGAUAUCAAUGCCCGCAAUGUCAGCUACAUCGUCAACCCCAAGAAAAUGUCCAUACUACAGCGUCUGGGCGCGCUACAGUUACCAUGGGAAUGGAGUGAUGACGCUGUGCCCCAACAAGUGCUACAAAACGUCACCUUCUCCGUCAAGAGCGGCCAUAUUUUGGCUAUUCUUGGAACUUCCGGAAGCGGAAAGACAAGCCUCUUGGACGUUCUGGCAGGCCGGAACGAUGGCGGAAGCGUGGAGGGGGAGAUGUUUCUGAAUGGCGUGCCGUGGACGCGCCAAAUGGUGCGGUCAUGUUCCGCUUACGUCAGACAGGACGAUCGUCUGCUGGCUCACCUCACGGUCAAAGAAACGCUUAUGUUUGUCGCACAGCUGAAACUUCCGGCAUCCGUCUCCAAGGAGGACAUCGAGCACAGGGUGGAUGGGGUAAUCUCAGAACUUGGUCUAAGGCAUGUGUGGGAUACAAAGAUCGGAAACGAAGAAAGCCGAGGUGUUUCCGGAGGGGAAAGGCGGAGAGUCAGCAUCGGAAUACAAAUGCUUUUAGAUCCGAGUAUCCUUUUUCUGGAUGAGCCGACCUCUGGUCUCGAUUCGUUCACGGCCCACAGUUUGGUGGAGACUUUAUCGAAGAUGGCCCAAAACACGAGAACAGUCCUGAUGUCAAUCCAUCAGCCGAGGUCUGACAUCUUUGAACUGUUCGACUUGGUGAUGAUCCUGUCACGUGGGAGAAUGGUGUAUUUCGGGAAGGCGGCGGACAUGGUUCCAUACUUCACUUCCAUUGGUCAUCCUUGUCCCCAACUGACCAAUCCCUGUGACUAUUAUGUUGAUUUGGGAACAGUCGACCCCACCUCAGAAGAGACGGAAAGGGAGACGAAACAGAUUGUGAACAAGUUAAUCAGUAACUAUGAGAGUACGGUUUCCCAGACUCCCCAGGAACCAGAGGAACUCUCUAACCUCAGUUUCCCCGUCAUGUCGACACUGGACAUCGUGGACAGGUCACCGGGACCAUUCCGACAGUUCGCUGUCCUGUUUGGGCGUUGUACACGUAACCAGAUCGAGGACUACAUGCUUGUCUUGGCCCAGUUCAUACAGGCGCUGUCUAUGUCGGUGGUGGUAGGGCUGAUCUACCUUCAUCUGGAGAAAGGACAGAACACGAUCAGGGACUGGUUUGGCCUCAUGUACAUCAUAGGCGCCAUGUAUCCGUAUCUCGUCAUAUUAGACCUCAUCGCUGUCUAUCAUAAGGAACGGAAACACUUGUACUACGAACUACAAGACGGACUUUACGGUACAACAGCGUAUUACUUUGCCAAGGUUUUGAGUGAAUUUCCAUUACACACGUUCUUUGUUGUGACGUAUACGAUUCCCGUGUACUUCUUGGUGGGGUUUUCGCUUGACGUGUGGGUGUUUUUCAGAGUGUUCGCUUUGAAUUACUUGAUGGUCUAUUGCAGCCGAUCUCUGGCCAUGCUGUCCUCUAGUCUAACGCCAACGUUCACGAUGUCUUGUUUCGUUGCGCAGACAUUCUUUUCAAUGUACCUCAUGUCUGCUGGAUUUUUCAUAAAUCUUGAAAAUAUAUUUGAAGGUCUACAGUGGGUGUCAAAAGUAUCCUACCUAAAGUGGGGUUUCCAAGGAUUGUGUCAGACAGAGAUAUCUAGACUGAACUUUACAUGUAACCUGAAUGACACUCGUCAGUGCAUCAGUACCGGAAAUCAAGCACUGCAUCUCUACUCGCUAGACGGCAGCACUGUCUCCGACUCGUGUCUCGUGAUUUUAGCCUCCAUUGCAGUUUAUUUGGUGCUAUAUUUCAUAGCAUUGAAGUUUAUACCACAGAAACCUCAUCAAGUUUGAUUAAUUUAUUUUUUACAAACUUAUUAUUGUUAAAGAUCAAAAGAAGCGUAACUGUGAGUGCCUUUUGUCAAAAAAGGUUUUAAUUUAUUGCAUACUCAGCGGGAUUGUCCGAUUAUUUUAUAUGCUGUACUUAAACACUGGACUCUAGUCAUUGAACCAUUUUGGUAGUCUGUUUGUACAUGCAUAUAAGUAUUGGUAUUUUUGAAUCAUAUUGAUGUCAAAAAGGUUUUACAAAAAUGUAUUCCCCUGUCUGCAAGUUGU